CCCCAGGGGGCAGUGUCGGGUAAAAAUAAAAUGAUCCUGUUUAUUUUUUGAGCAACAUGUUGUGGUUCACCCACUUCCCCCUCUGUGCGCUGUUUCCCGGCCAGAACCCCUCAGUGUCAUUACCUUGAGAAAUAAAGAGAUUUGGUUAAGUAUAAAACAGACUUUAAUGCCGAAAAUGAUGAAAUGUUACAAGCAAAUCAAAUGGAACAGAAACAGAGACGUUCAGUGACCCCGGCUGACCUCGGCUGACCCCGGCUGACACCAAGACUGGCAAAGAUUGAAGAGAACUCAGCGCUUCAACGUCUCUUUCUGCUGUUAGCAUCCUGCUGACCUCAGAGUUCCUGGAUGAACUCACUGAACGCCAUCGGCCGCUCUGGGGGAACCGCGGCUCCUCGGGGAAGCGUCAGACUCGCUGGAGCGUCCAGGAUGACACCUGAGGACUUGCUGAACAUUCUGGAGGACUUGGGAGAGGAAGAGUUCAUUAAGUUCAAGUGGCUCCUACAGCAGAGCAGCCAUCUUUCCCCAGCCAUGAGGAAGAGCCACCUGCAGGCAGCGACCAGGCAGGACACGGUGGACCUGCUGGUCCAGAGCGCCGGCCGUUCUGGACCAGCAGCCCUCGUCAGCAAGGUGUUGCUGAAGAUCGACAGGAAAGACCUGCUGCAGGCGCUGUGUGGCAGCGCCUCUGGCCCAGGAGGGAACGGUGACGAUGCUGGAGGAACGGUGGACGACACGGGACGCUCGGCUCCUCUUCCUCUGGCUCAGAGCAAAGCUCCUGGGUUCAUUGAUGUGGUGGUUCGAGCUCCUGAGCCGCAUCCCAUCGCUUUCUACCAGCAGAUGCUUCAGUCGAACUUCCAGGACAAGUUCAUGUGUGCUGAGGAGGGCUGGGCAGAGGACAGGCAGCGUCUGGUUGACGUCUACACCGAGGUCUACGUCGCUGCUGGGCGAGACGUCCACAUCAACACGCAACACGAGGUCAGGCAGAUUGAGAAUGUGUUGAAGCCGGCCAGAGAAACGGCAGUGAAACCCAGAGACAUGUUCAGUCAUCCUUCAGGAGAGUACCAGCCCAUAAAAACGGUUCUGACCAAUGGGAUAGCAGGGAUUGGAAAAACCUUCCUUGUGCAGAAGUUUGUGUUGGACUGGGCUGAACGACGAGCCAAUCAAGACGUGGAUCUGAUUUUCCCCUUCACCUUCCGCCAGCUGAACCCACUGAGAGCAGAAAGACUCAGUUUAGCUCAGCUCAUCCACGAAUGCAUCCCAGAAACUGUAGACAUCAGAGAGGAGGCUCUGAAUUACAUCUUUACAUCGCUGCAGUCUUCUGGAAACAGCAACUUUGACAAAAGUAGAUUUAAACUUCUGUUUGUGUUUGAUGGGCUGGACGAGAGCCGGCUUCCUCUGGAUCUUCACGUCGAUGACGUCCGAUCUGUCGACGUGACAAAGACGAGCACAACCGACGUUCUGCUGAGGAACCUCAUCGGCGGGAAACUGCUACGCUCUGCUCGGAUCUGGAUAACAUCCCGGCCGGCAGCAGCCAAUCAGAUCCCUCGGCGGUUUGUCAGCAGCGUGAACGAGGUCAGAGGGUUCACCGACCUGCAGAAGGAGACGUACUUCAGGAAAAGAUUCGGAGGAGAAGAGCAGGCCGAGCAGAUCAUCGCCCACAUCCAGGCGUCCCAGAGCCUCCACAUCAUGUGCCACAUCCCCGUCUUCUGCUGGAUCGCAGCUACGGUUCUGGAGGACGUGCUGAAGACCCGAGGAACCGCAGAGCUGCCCAACAGCCUCACUGACAUGUACACAGAGUUCCUGGUGUUCCAGAUCCACCACACUAAACAGAAAUACGGCUCCCAGACGUCUCUUCACUACAUCAAAUCCUUAGCUAAACUAGCGUACCAGCAGCUGGAGAAGGGCAACCUGAUCUUCUACAAGAAGGAUCUGGUAGAGAGCAAUGUGGACUUCACAGAAGCCUCAGUUUUCUCCGGCAUAUUCACAGAGAUCUUCAAAGAGGUGCGUGGCAGGAAAGGCAAAGACCAGAUGUUUAGCUUCGUCCACCUGAGCGUUCAGGAGUUUCUGGCUGCUGUUUAUGCCAGGAUGUCUCCUAGCAACAGCAGCAAAAUCUCAUUUUUCACACAACGAUCAAUGAAAAACCUUCAACUCGUAUUAAACCAAACAUCUUCAAAGAAGAUUCACAGGAUUUACAUCAACAAGGCCUUGCAGUCUCCAAACGGACACUUGGACUUGUUCCUCCGCUUCUUUCUAGGUCUUUCUCUGAGCAGCAACCAGGAUAAACUGAAGGAGCUGCUGAACCUGACAAACUGCAGCUUGGAAACCAAACAGAAAACUGUUCAGUACAUCAAGGAGAAGAUCAAUGAGAAUGUGUCUGUAGAGAAAAGCCUCAACCUGUUCCACUGCCUGAACGAACUGAACGAUCGUUCUCUGGUGGAGGACAUCCAGCGGUUCCUGAGCUCAGGAAGUCUGUCUGCAGACCAGCUGUCUCCAGGUCAGUGGUCUGCUCUGGUCUUUAUCCUGCUGUCCACUAAAGAUCUGGACGUGUUUGAGUUGAAGAAGUACUCGGCGUCAGAGGAGGCUUUCCUGAAGCUGCUGCCGGUGGUCAAGGCUUCCAGCAGAGCGCUGCUGAGUGAAUGUAAUCUGACAGAGAGAAGCUGUGAGGCUCUCGGCGUUUUGCUCAUUUCUGACUCAUCUGGUCUGAAAGAUUUGGACUUGAGCAAAAAUAUCCUGCAGGAUUCAGGAGUGAAGCUGCUGCUGGCUGGCAUGCAGAGUCCUUUGUGUAAACUCCAGGUGCUCAGGUUAUCCCAGACGGGCCUCACAGGGAAAAGCUGCCAGGAGUUGUCAUCGGUGAUCAGCUCAGCGUUCUGUCGUCUGGCGGUUCUGGACCUGAGCAGCAACGAGCUGCAGGACUCGGGGGUGAAGCUGCUCUGUGCGGCGCUGCUGCGUCCGCACUGCUGUCUGCAAACUGUCAGGUUAAGUCAGACGUCUCUCACAGAGGCGUGCUGUGAGGAAAUCUCUGCAGUUUUCUGCGCCCAGUCCUCCAGACUCAGAGAAGUGGACCUGAGCAACAACGACCUUGGAGACUCGGGGACGAAAUGUCUUUCUGCUGGACUUCAGAGCUCCCGCUGCUCCGUGGAAACCCUCAGGUUGUCGGGUUGCAUGAUCUCUGAGGAUGGCUGUGCGUUCCUGGAGUCGGCGCUGAGGUCCAACCCGUCCGGCCUCAGAGAACUGGACCUGAGCUACAAUCACCCAGGAGACGCAGGGAAACGUCUGCUUUCUGCUCGACUGGAGGAUCCGCUCUGCAAGCUGCAAACUCUGCGGCUGGAUCAGGGCGGAGAGCGGCGCCUGAAGCCCGGGCUGCAGAAAUAUUUCUGUGAGCUGCUUCUGGACGGGAACACGGCUCACCGGCGGCUGCAGCUGUCCGCCGGCGGGCGGCGGGCGGCGCGGGUCAGCCAGCAGCAGUCGUAUCCGGAUCACCCGCAGCGGUUCCACUUCUGCCAGCUGCUGUGCAGCGAGGCGCUGGCGGGCCGCUGCUACUGGGAGGCGGAGUGGCGGGGCGCGGUGCACGUCGCGGUGAGCUACGGGGGCAUCCCGCGGAGGGGAACCAGAGACCAGUGCCUGUUCGGGAGGAACCACCAGUCCUGGAGCCUCUGCUGCUCGGCGGCCGGAUACUCGGUGAGCCACCGGCAGCGGGACGCCGUCCUGUCCGCCUCCUGCGCCUCCCACAGGGUGGCGGUGUACGUGGACGUUCCCGCCGGCGUCCUGUCCUUCUACUGCGUCUCCUCCGACUCCCUGCUCCACCUUCACACCUUCAGCACCACCUUCACCGAGCCGCUCUACGCCGGGUUCGGGUUCUGGUUCGGCAGUGGCUUUGGGUCUUCAGUCGCUCUGUGUCCUCUGCAGGACAGCCAGCCUCCGGAAGCUUCGGUCCGUUAGUUUGAUCAGAAUAAUGAUGCAGAUGUUUAACCAGAGUGAAUCACUUUAUGGAAAAUAAAAGUCCUGGAAGAAAAUAA
Messenger RNA from Xiphophorus hellerii (green swordtail), 4013 nucleotides. Its product is annotated as NACHT, LRR and PYD domains-containing protein 12-like. Lineage: Eukaryota; Metazoa; Chordata; Actinopteri; Cyprinodontiformes; Poeciliidae. Gene Ontology annotation, molecular function: protein binding. The transcript has 11 exons. The record is from RefSeq and is a predicted model, not a curated record. The coding region runs from base 346 to 3936 and encodes 1196 amino acids.